AGUUCUGCCUUUAAUCACUAACAAACGAAUCGAUGAUGUCUACGUUCAAGAUCUGGCAUAUCUUCUGCUGUUGCAGGUUGCGGCCCAGCUUGCGGCAGAGUGCAGCAAUUGGCUUUGGGGAUAGCCGGAUGUGAAAUUAACUUCAAGGAUAUGAAAAUGGCACAUCAAAUGGGCCACAAGCAAAGCACACGCAACCAAACGGAAGAGCUUAAAUAAACCAUACAAAAACAGUCCCGAAAAUAAAAGAGAGUACAAAAACAACAGCAACACAAAAGCAACACUGCCGGAACAACAGCAACAAUAGCAACAAAAGCAGCCUCAAAUCAGCAGGAGGAAGUCGCAGCAGAGCGAAAAGAAAAGUGAAAGCCAAAAGCCGAAAGCCCAAAUUGUAAAUGCUCCGUGUAAACACUUGAAAGCUCGUUAGGAUAAUACAUCCUGUGCCUGACACACACACACACACACACACUGAGGAAAGGUAGAGCAACGGCAGGUAGAGAGGCGCUGAUGAGGGCAUCUCGUUGUGUCACGAUGCGCCGCCAACAGUGUCUGAGUAGCCACCAUCAGGACAAGCUGAAUCAGCAGCAGCAGCAGCAUCACUGCCAGCACACCCACACACACACAAGCACAGGAGACACACAGCAGGUAGAGCAGCAGCAGCAGCAGCAGGACGAGUGCCCGUUUCAGGCCAUUGCCAUUGCCAUUGCAUAGUCGCGCUUCCGUUUCCGUCUGCUCACUCGCUUGCCUCAUUUCCGCUGCGGCUGCAAUUAAGCGAAAUAACCCCCGAAAAAGUACCAACAAAAUGGCGCACGAGACAAACUUUAAUGAUGCACUCGACUACAUUUACAUCGCCAACACGAUGAAUGAUAAUGCCUAUCUCAUAGCCGAGCCCCAACCCGAUCUGCCCGAUGACGACCACGACAAGGAGGAGGAGGAUGAGGACGCUGAUGAAGAGUCGUUGGAGGUGCAGGACACAAACAACAAUAAGCAGCGAAAACAUUACUACGGCUCUGUGCCGAAGAAGAGAAAACCUUUUCCCAGCACCCUAGGCAUGAGUCCGACCACCACCGACCAGACCACCGCCCCUACCUCACCCCUGACCACAGCCGCGCUGGCGGCAGCAGCUGCCAGUGCCUCGGUGGCCGCCGCAGCAGCCAGGAUCACAGCCAAGGCUGCACACCGAGCCCUGGCCACCGCAGGAGGAUCCCUCAAUGGCAAGGAGGUAGCCAUGGCGACGGCAACGGCAACGGCGACAGCAACGGCAACGACGCUCCAGCUCAUUGAUCUGGACAACAAUUAUACGAAUGUGGCCGUGGGCCUGGGGGCAAUGCUGCUCAAUGACACACUGCUCCUGGAUGGCAGCAGCAACAGCAACGACUCAAUGCUGGGCCUCUUCGGCGUGAUGGUGAACCAGAGCGGGCAACUGGAUACGGCCAAUGGCAAUGGCACGGCCAUCAAUGUGACGACAAGCGAAGUGGCCGAGGAUGAUUUCACGCAUCUGCUGCGAAUGGCAGUGACAUCGGUGCUGCUUGGACUGAUGAUACUGGUGACCAUCAUCGGCAAUGUGUUUGUUAUAGCUGCCAUCAUACUGGAACGAAAUCUGCAGAAUGUGGCCAACUAUUUGGUGGCCUCCCUGGCCGUUGCCGAUCUGUUUGUUGCCUGCCUGGUGAUGCCCCUGGGAGCUGUAUACGAGAUCAGCCAGGGCUGGAUACUUGGACCGGAGCUGUGCGACAUUUGGACAUCCUGUGAUGUGCUCUGCUGCACUGCCUCCAUUCUGCACUUGGUGGCCAUUGCUGUGGAUCGCUACUGGGCGGUGACCAACAUUGACUACAUCCAUUCGAGGACCAGCAACCGGGUCUUCAUGAUGAUCUUCUGUGUGUGGACGGCGUCGGUGAUUGUCUCGCUGGCGCCGCAAUUUGGCUGGAAGGAUCCGGACUAUCUGCAGCGCAUCGAGCAGCAGAAGUGCAUGGUCUCGCAGGAUGUGUCGUAUCAGGUCUUUGCCACCUGUUGCACGUUCUAUGUGCCGUUGCUGGUUAUCCUUGCGCUUUAUUGGAAAAUCUACCAAACGGCCCGCAAACGCAUUCAUCGUCGACGACCGCGGCCGGUCGCUGCGGCUGUCAAUAAUAAUCAGCCGGAUGGAGGUGCGGCAACAGAUACAAAACUUAAUCGACUGCGUCUACGCCUUGGAAGAUUCUCCACAGCCAAGACCAAGGGCGGAAACCUGGCAGGAGGAGCUGGUGGCGGAGCGGCAGUGGGAGCAGCAGGAGGCGGCGGAUCCGCUGGCACGGCCCUGUGCCUGGUCGAAGGCAACUCGACAAAUACGGUCAACACUGUGGAGGACACCGAGUUCAGUAGCUCGAAUGUGGAUAGCAAGAGUCGUGCUGGCGUCGAGGCACCCAGCACAUCGGGCAACCAGAUAGCCACCGUCUCCCACCUGGUGGCCCUGGCCAAGCAGCAGGGCCAGGCGGCAGCGAAGUCGGUGGAAAGCAAUGGCGCUGUAGAGAUUGGCAGCGGUGGGGAGCACGAGGCAGCAGCCACAACCGCAACAUCAGCAACGCCGGCGGUGGCCACGGGCAUCACAGCAUCAGCAGCAGCAGCGCCAGCAACGGCAGCCGCAUCCCCCACAGCAGCAGCAGCAGCAGCAGAUGGGGAAAACAGCGAACAGGGCAAGGCGAAUGGCUCGGGGGCUGCCGUGGAGGUGCUCGAGGAUCCUCAACUGCAGCAGCAGCUGGAACAAGUGCAGCAACUACAAAAAAAUAGCAAAUCCGGUGGCGGUGGUGGGGGGGCGAGCACUUCGAAUGCCACAACGAUUACAUCAAUAUCAGCACUGUCCCCGCAGACGCCCACAACGCCGACAGUGGGUGGCGGCCCUGGGGCACCGCAGGCGGCCGGUCCGAUGACAGCCAAAACCAGUACGCUGACAAGUUGCAACCAGGAACAUCCGCUGUGCGCCUCCACCAGCUCCAUGCCCGUGACGCCCGAGCCGCGAUCCAAGCAGCUCCCGGGCUCUGCUCAUCCGGCGGGGCAACAGCAGCAGCUGUCGAGCAUUUCCAAUCCCAUGCAGAAGGUGAACAAGCGCAAGGAGACGCUGGAGGCGAAGCGCGAACGGAAGGCGGCCAAAACCCUGGCCAUCAUCACGGGCGCAUUCGUGGUCUGCUGGCUGCCCUUCUUCGUGAUGGCCCUGACGAUGCCCCUGUGCGAUGCAUGCCAGAUCAGCGACAGCGUGGCCUCGCUCUUCCUCUGGCUGGGCUACUUCAACUCCACCCUGAAUCCGGUCAUCUACACCAUCUUUAGUCCGGAGUUCCGGCAAGCCUUCAAGCGCAUUCUGUUCGGCGGACACCGGCCCGUCCACUAUCGCAGUGGGAAGCUUUAGAUAGUGCACGCGAAGAGGCGAAGACGCUUCUGCUAAGCCGGCAAGUGGAUGCAGGUCUUGCCUCUUCGGCGGUACACAACAGAUAUUCGGGGGCAGAGAGCAGAA
This is a messenger RNA of Drosophila subobscura, 3475 nucleotides long. It is a transcript of the gene 5-HT1A, whose product is annotated as 5-hydroxytryptamine receptor 2A. The transcript has 11 exons. Gene Ontology annotation, molecular function: G protein-coupled amine receptor activity. Gene Ontology annotation, cellular component: membrane. Lineage: Eukaryota; Metazoa; Arthropoda; Insecta; Diptera; Drosophilidae. The coding region runs from base 800 to 3370 and encodes 856 amino acids. The record is from RefSeq and is a predicted model, not a curated record. Gene Ontology annotation, biological process: adenylate cyclase-activating adrenergic receptor signaling pathway.